Saccostrea echinata is the source of this 1584-nucleotide messenger RNA. RefSeq names its product protein SpAN-like. Gene Ontology annotation, molecular function: metalloendopeptidase activity; zinc ion binding. The transcript is spliced from 11 exons. Gene Ontology annotation, biological process: molting cycle, collagen and cuticulin-based cuticle; proteolysis. NCBI's taxonomy places the organism in Eukaryota, Metazoa, Mollusca, Bivalvia, Ostreida, Ostreidae. Bases 1 to 1428 code for a protein of 475 amino acids. The record is from RefSeq and is a predicted model, not a curated record.
AUGUCGGUGAUAAUUUUUGCGGGCCUUCUGAUUAGUGUGGUGCACGUGCUGGGUAGUCCAAUUUCCAUUGCUAACAAAGGUGAUGACUGGGAAUCGUUACACAAAGAUUUGGAAGAUGUUGAACGUUUUUUACGCAGACUUGGUACAAAGACAGAUUCGGAAGAAUUAAUUCCCAAUGCACCGAUUAAUAAUUAUAUUAAUCAAAAUAAACACAGAGUCCGUAAAAUUAAAACAAAAAAUGUCCACAAGCCUGCAGAACAAGAUGGACUGGAGUUCGAAUCUGAUAUGUCACUCUCACCGGAAGAGAAAGAAGACCUACAAGAAAUGGAAUCUAGAGGGCGUGUCCGUAGGAAGGCUGUAGCCAAUGAAAUGAAACUUUGGCCGAAUGGGAUAGUUUAUUAUCAGCUGUCAAGUGGACUUGAUCAAGAAGCCAUAACAAAUAUCAAGGCUGCCAUGAAGCUGUGGGAGGAGAGCACGUGUUUGAGGUUUAGGGAGUACAGUCAGAGAUCAGGGUCCUCGGACAGGAUUAUAUUUGUGCCCUCACAAGGAUGCCAGUCUCCCGUCGGUCGACGAGGUGGUCCCCAAGAAAUAAUGGUUGGAGGAUACUGCAAACAAUCGAUUGGAUCUAUUUCGCAUGAAAUUGCGCACAGCAUUGGAUUUUACCACGAACACUCUCGACCGGACAGGGACGAUCACGUGACAAUUUACACCAAUAAUAUCAAACAGGGGUUCGAAAUGGACUUUAAGAAAAUUGGUGUUCGAAGUAUAGAAGACAUUGAACCUUAUGAUGUAUCCUCUGUAAUGCAUUACGGUCCAACGUAUAUGAGUAAGGAUGGGCAGUCAAAAACAAUCGUACCACGCAUGAAGAACCUUCUUAACACGAUGGGUCAAAGGGAUGUUCUAAGUUUUCUGGACGUGAAAACUGCCAACGAUCUAUAUAAAUGUUCAGCAAGUUGUCCAGUUCAACUGAAUUGUAAAAAUGAGGGAUAUGUUGGACCAAACUGCGCAUGUCUGUGUCCCAACGGACUCUCCGGAAGAGACUGCUCGGAAGUUGCUCAAAGCAACACAAACUGUGGAGGCGAACUAACAGGAACGAGUGGAGUUUUCACGUCUCCAAACUAUCCAGGGGAUUACACGUCCUAUGCAGAGUGUACUUGGGUCAUUAAGGGACCACCCGGAUCCAGAAUUACACUCACUAUGGAGGAUUUUAUGGUAGAAAGUGACGUCACGUGUUACUAUGACUGGCUGGAAGUGUUUUUGGGUGGGCCUCACAUAGGUGGCGCUAGAUUUUGUGGGGAAGAACAGGGUGACGAAAACAGGCCUCCACGGACAUUGGAGUACCCUGGCAACACGCUGAUGGUCAAGCUCCACGCGGACGAUUCCAACGAGUUCACGGGCUUUAAGGCGAGAUACACCAUACAUACCUGAUAAUAUCUACAUCUCCUGCGAGUAUACAAAAUGGACUAAUAUAGAAUGGUCUUUUGCGCCUCUUCAUUCGAAUUUAAGGACACUGAGAUUGAAAAUUCUGAAUUUGUCUGUCAAAAGCGAAAUGAAACAUUUGUUUGUUUUUUAUGUGAAGUUAUU